Messenger RNA from Tripterygium wilfordii, 2072 nucleotides. Its product is annotated as sodium/hydrogen exchanger 1-like. Gene Ontology annotation, biological process: regulation of pH; sodium ion transport; proton transmembrane transport. NCBI's taxonomy places the organism in Eukaryota, Viridiplantae, Streptophyta, Magnoliopsida, Celastrales, Celastraceae. Gene Ontology annotation, molecular function: sodium:proton antiporter activity. The record is from RefSeq and is a predicted model, not a curated record. Bases 364 to 1974 code for a protein of 536 amino acids. Gene Ontology annotation, cellular component: membrane. The transcript is spliced from 14 exons.
ACUUCCCCAGUUCCCCCCACCAAUUGGAUUCGAAAACCAAGUCUUGCCAACUGCCAAGAAUAAAUGCAGAACCAUCUAGGUAGUGAAUUACAAUAUGACUUGGCAGACCAUAACGCAAUCUGCAACAGAGCAAAUUAUACACAUGCUUAGACAAUCUAAUCUCACUUCAGCUACCAGUCUUCCCUCCACUCCAUUUGAUCCUUGUGAGUGAAGAAACAUGUUUCAACCAUCCACAUAGCUAUCAGUAUCAGCCAAACUUCAAUUUUCUUUUAUUAGUUCAGUUCUAGAUUGCUCUAUUUUUCUCUCCAAAUUCAACCCAUCUAGGUAGUGAAGGUCUACUUUUAGCAGCAAACAACUCCACGCAUGGAGGCACUUGUUUCACCAAUCAAGGACUCAUCGUCAUUUCUCAACACCAGUACCAUUAUUGCCCUCUCCUUGUUCUUUGCGCUCCUCUGUGUUUGCAUCGUCAUUGGCCACCUUUUUGAAGAGAACAAAUGGGCUAAUGAGUCCACCACUGCGCUUCUCUUGGGGCUAUGCGCUGGCGCAGUGGUGUUGCUAGUGAGUAAAGGCCAUAAUUCUCGGAUUCUUGUAUUUGAUGAGGACCUGUUCUUCCUUUAUUUGCUUCCACCUAUCAUUUUCAAUGCUGGAUUCCAGGUGAAAAAGAAGCAAUUUUUCAAGAAUUUCACAACAAUUUUAUUGUUCGGAGUACUUGGUACCGCAAUUUCUUUCUGCAUCAUAUCACUAGGUGCCUUUCUUCUGUUUAAUAAAAUUGGUGUGACAUCCUUGAGUACCAAAGACUGUUUAGCUGUUGGUGCCAUAUUAUCUGCAACUGAUUCAGUUUGUACAUUGCAGGUUCUCAAUCAAGAUGAAACUCCCUUUCUUUACAGUAUUGUAUUUGGAGAGGGAGUAGUGAAUGAUGCCACCUCUAUUGUUCUUUUCAAUGCAGUCCAAUCUCUUAACUUCAGCAGCAUUAAUGCCUUAACAGCCUUAAAAUUGUUGGGGACCUUUCUGUACCUCUUCUUCACCAGUACUGCUCUUGGUAUAGUAGUAGGUCUUGCAAGUGCUUUUAUUAUAAAGACACUUUAUUUUGGAAGGCAUUCUACGGACCGUGAAGUUGCGCUCAUGAUGCUCAUGGCUUAUUUGUCAUACAUGUUGGCUGAGCUUGCGAAUCUCAGUGGGAUUUUGACGGUUUUCUUCUGUGGCAUUGUAAUGUCACACUACACCUGGCACAAUGUUACUGAGAAAUCACGGAUUACUACCAAGUAUGUAUUUGCAACAUCUUCAUUCAUUUCAGAAACUUUUAUUUUCCUAUAUGUUGGCAUGGAUGCUUUGGACAUCGACAAAUGGAAAGAAAGCAAAGCAAGCCCUGGAACUUUUGUUGCUGUCAGUUCAACAUUGUUUGCAUUAGUGUUAAUUGGAAGAGCAGCUUUUGUGUUCCCUCUAGCAAAUAUCAAAAACUGUAUCAGGAAAGAAGAGAACACAAAAAUCGAACUUCGACAACAGUUCAUUAUGUGGUGGGCAGGAGUAAUGAGGGGUGCAGUUACUAUUGCUUUAUCUUACAACCAGUUUUCAAAUUCGGAGGAAGUAACAAAUCAAGAUUCUGCACUGAUGAUCACCUGCACAAUAAUUGUGGUUCUUUUUAGUACACUGGUUUUUGGGUCCAUAACAAAGCCAAUGAUAGAAGCUGUGCUGCUACGGAACCGAAAACCGCCAACUGCAGAUGCAACAGAUAAUGCAAGCCUAGAAGACUUAAGGCUACUGCUCAUUGAAAAUGAUGGUCCAAGUGAUGAGGGAAACAAUCAAAGAGGCCCUAAAGUGGGAAGCUUCAGGUUGCUGAUGAGCCACCCUACUAGAACUGUUCACUAUUUCUGGAGAAAAUUUGAUGACAGAUUCAUGAGACCAGUUUUUGGUGGCAGGGGAUUCACUCCUCAUGUGCCUGGUUCUCCAACAGAUGCUGCCAAUGAAACUUCUUAAACUAUGAAGAUUAACCAUGUAAUUAUUAAUUUUGUACUAAAUACUCUUGUUAGAUAAAUUUUAUUUGCACACCAUGAAAAGUCUAAAAUACUAAGUUU